UUUUUUUUUUCUGUUCAUAAAUGUCUUCUGUUUCAAAUAACUCUAAAUCUUUUCUUGCGUGGUAUCUUUCUAAUCUCGCCGUUUCCCCCCUUCGCACAAAAGCAUGCACUUCUGGUAUUUUGUCUGGUCUCCAAGAAUUGACAGCACAAAAAUUAUCUGGUGCGAAAAAUUUUGAUAAACGAAUUAUCCAAAUGGCUGCCUAUGGUUUAUUCGUAUCUGGACCUCUUAAUCACUUUUUGUAUGAAAUAAUGAACAAGGUGUUUGCGGGUAAAACAGGUUCAAGUGUGAAGAUUGGUCAAUUACUCUUUUCAAAUUUAAUUAUUUCACCCAUCAUGAACUCUGUCUAUUUGACUGCUAUGGCUAUUAUGGCUGGCGUACGCUCGCCUGCACAGUUAAAAGCUAACAUCAAGAAGGGUCUUUUACCUAUGCAAAAGGUUUCUUGGAUUAUUUCUCCUUUAAGUAUGACCUUUGCUCAAAAAUUCUUGGCUCCUACCACCUGGGUUCCAUUUUUCAACUUGCUUGCUUUCGUUUUCGGUACUUACAUGAACACAAUGAUCAAACGUAGACGUAUUAAGGAAGCCAAGGAGGCUGCUAAGAAGUAAUGAUUGAAACUGUCGAAAAUAAAUCUUUGCUUGGUUAUCACUGUUGAACAGUUUUAAUCAAAAAUACUUUUAAACAUUA
Molecule: messenger RNA, 681 nt
Organism: Mucor mucedo
Lineage: Eukaryota; Fungi; Mucoromycota; Mucoromycetes; Mucorales; Mucoraceae
Exons: 4
Coding region: 21-602 (193 amino acids)
Cellular component (GO): cytoplasm; membrane
Source: RefSeq, a predicted model, not a curated record